CCCCCCCCCCCCCCUUUUUUUAAUAGUAAAGAGAGAAAAACAAAUACGGAGUACUCCAUUAUAUUGAGGUCUUUAAGCUUGGAAGAGCCAGCCAGCCGCACAUUUCGCUCACACGCUUUUCUUCUCCCCUUUCCUUAAAGUAAAUCCGGCCUCCUCAUCAUCAUCAUCACCUUCCUUCUUCUUUUCUCUUUGCUUCUAAUAACUCUAUUCUACCUCUGUAUUAUUUUAUUGCAGCAGCAGUAUAUGACCACUGCUCAUCUACCUCGCUAAUUAUAGAUACCUCUGUAUAUUCAGGGGAUCGGAUUGGAAUGCCCUCUCUCUCUCUCUCUCUCUCUCUCUCUCUAGGGCAAAAUAAUUAUGGUGAUGAAUUAUUAGUUUCUGUACGUAAUUUUGGUUGAAGAAGAACAUUACCCGAAAGAAAAGAAGAGUAAAUCUCAGCUCAGCAGCUGCCAUGGAGAAUUUCUUAUUGCUUCCCUUAAUGCUCCUAUUCCUCCUCCUCCAAAAUGCAGCAGCUGCUGCUGCUGCUGCUAAUGAUGGAGUUCAUCAUGAUUCAGCAGUGGGAGACCCCGGGAUGAGCAGAGACGCCCUCAGGGUGGCCUUCGAGGCUUGGAACUUCUGCAACGAAGUUGGGGAGGAAGCCGCCGGAAUCGGCAGCCCCAGAGCCGCCGACUGCUUCAACCUUGUCUCCAACAACAACACGAAUAAUACGGGAGGAGGAGGAGGAAUAAGGAUAAAGCACCUGGUGUCGGAGGACGACAACAGGCUCGGGGUCGGGAAGCCCUUCCCUGGGCUGAAAUCAGGAUCUCUGAAUGACCCCGAUCUCUACGCCGCCGAGAAAGAGCUGUACCUGGGGUCGCUGUGCGAGGUGGAGGAGGAGGAGGAGGAGGAGGGAUCCGGGCCGUGGCAGUUCUGGAUGGUCAUGCUGAAGAACGGAAACUACGACUCCGAAUCUGGACUCUGCCCCGAGAACGGGAAGAAGGCGCCACCGUUCGCGAGGGGGAGAUUUCCCUGCUUCGGGAAGGGGUGCAUGAAUCAGCCCAUCCUUCAGCACAGCCGGACCCAAUUAGUGGAAGGCGACACCAGAUUGGUGGGAGGCUUCAACGGGACCUACGACGUGACCGGCGGAGGAGCUGGCGGCGGUUCCUACUUUGAGGUGAUGUGGGAGAAAAAGGUAGGAGCAGGAGAAGGGGGGUGGGCAUUCCGGCACAAGCUGAGGACAACAAAAAGGUACCCCUGGCUAAUGCUAUACUUGAGAGCCGAUGCCACCAAAGGCUUCUCCGGUGGCUACCACUACGACACCCGCGGCAUGCUCCACACCCUCCCGGAGUCUCCCUACUUCAAGGUGAGAGUGAGUUUGGAUGUGAAGAAUGGGGGAGGACCUAAGAGCCAAUUCUACUUGAUGGACAUUGGUAGCUGCUGGAAGAACAACGGGCAACCCUGCGACGGGGAUGUCCUCACCGACAUCACCAGAUACAGCGAGAUGAUCAUCAACCCCGAAACUCCCACUUGGUGUAGCCCUACACAUCUCGAGAACUGCCCCCCGUACCAUAUCACCCCCGACGACACCCUAAUCCACAGGAAUGACACCACCCGCUUCCCUUACGCCGCUUACCACUACUAUUGCGCCCCAGGGAACGCCAAGCACUUGGAAUCGCCCUACAGCACCUGUGAUCCUUACAGCAAUCCUCAGGCACAGGAACUGGUUCAGCUGUUGCCUCACCCGAUUUGGGGACAGUACGGGUACCCGACCAAACAGGGAGACGGGUGGAUUGGGGAUGCAAGGACUUGGGAACUUGAUGUUGGUGCCCUUUCGAGCCGACUUUACUUCUAUCAGGACCCAGGUACCCCUCCUGCUAAAAGAAUAUGGACCUCCCUUGAUGUUGGGACUGAAAUAUUUGUUAGUGACAAAGAUGAAGUCGCGGAAUGGACUCUGAGCGACUUUGAUGUUAUACUCACCUCUCCUCAAAGUUAGUUGGUUAAUCAAAGUAAACUCCAAAGGGUGUUUGUAUUUUGUGCUCCAAAGGUUGUUUUUUGUCAUCACCCAACACCAAAUGACUUCUACUGAUCUAUUUUGCAGUAGUUUACUAUUUGCAUUUCCAAUCUUACCUUGUUCAAUUUCUCAAACGAACACAAUGUAUGCACAACUUUUGCUUAUCAUUAUCC
This is a messenger RNA of Cuscuta campestris, 2163 nucleotides long. The record is from the annotation of a GenBank genome assembly. NCBI's taxonomy places the organism in Eukaryota, Viridiplantae, Streptophyta, Magnoliopsida, Solanales, Convolvulaceae.